AUGUUAGCUCUUCAAGAUUUACCAUUUAAUUUUGUUGAAGGAAUUGGCUUUAGACGGUUGAUUCAUGCUAUUCAGCCAAAAUAUAAUUUAAGAGGACAUCAAAGUUACACAUCUCAUUUGUGUAAUUAUGUUUAUCCUAAAUUAAAGAACAAGGUAAAAAACUUAAUUGAAGAUGUGCAAUACUUAUAUUUCACCACUGAUAUAUGGACUGAACCAGGAGCAGGAGUUUCGUUGCUGAGUUUUACAAUUCAUGGUAUCAACAAUGACUUUCAAAGAGUAUCUUUAUUUCUUAAAUGUGUCCCACUCGAGGAACGACAUACGGGCGAUGUGAUAGCACAAAAGUUGGACGAAAUACGAGAGGAAUGGGAGAUUCCCCGUCAAAAAAUACAUAUCAUGGUUCGCGAUGGUGGUUCUAACAUGAAAAGAGCGGCCCGCGUGUCACAGAUUAACGACAUUGAUUGCAAUAUACAUCAAUUGCAAUUGUGCAUACGUGCGGCCUUGGCGAUUGAUGAACAUAUUUCGUCCUUUUUGGCAAAAUGUAAGCAAAUCGCAACACAUUUUAACCACUCAAUAAUUGACAAAAGCGAGGAAUUAAAAGGUUUUCAAGAACGUCUGGGUCUGCCUCUGCUUUCAGUUAUUCAAGAGUGUCCUACAAGAUGGAAUAGUAUGUUUAAUAUGAUUCAACGUCUAAUUGAAAUAAAGGAUGCCAUAGUACUUUAUACCUCACAACAUACAAAUUUGCCGCAGUUUACUCCAAACGAUUGGCUACAACUUGAGAGCUGUGCAACAAUCCUUAAGCCACUUGAAGAGGCCACCAAUACCAUGUGUAGUUCCGCUGCCUGUAUUUCAUCCGUGAUCCCUCUAAUCCAUGUCUUGACCUGCACAUUACAGAAUCUAUUCAGACAGAAUAUAAAUACUACUGACCAAACUUGCGGGAAUAUUAUUCAAAAAUUGAUAGAAGAAAUUACCAAUCGCUUUGGUGAACUUCAUAAUAAUAAGAUCUACACAAUCGCUACUUAUUUAGAUCCAAAAUAUAAAACUAAGUUUUUUAAUGAAAUCACUAAAGAAAGCAUUGAGUCUGAACUGAUUUCUUUAUGUCAAGAUCAAGAAGGCCAUGGCGCACAAGCACAACCACAAAUACAGUCAUUCGAACAUGAUGUUAUUCAACACAAUCAACACUUUCAUCAUACCGAUACCGAGAGCCUACAAUCAACGAGUUCUGGAGCUAACUUUUCUACAGGCAGAUUUUUACAAUCAAUGUUAUCUGAGAUGCUGGCUUCAGCUCCUAAUAGUGACGAUGAAGAAAGUCCAAUCGCACCCUUCGACAGAUUUCUUUUCCUGAAGUCACUAAUAAUUAAUUAUAUUAAAGAGAAGAGAAUAGGUCUUCAAGAAGACAGUCUUUUGUGGUGGAAAAUGAACUCCAAAUAUUUUGAACUUUACGGAGAUGUGCGCCAGUAUCUUUCAGCCCCUCCAUCAAGAGUCCCCAGUGAGCGCCUUUUCAGUGGCACUGGAUUAGUUUAUGACGAAUUACGAAACCGUCUAUUUGGAGAAACGGCUUCAAAGUUAAUUUUCGUUAAAUUCAACCUCCCUAUUGUGAAUUUUGACUAUUAA
Messenger RNA from Parnassius apollo (apollo), 1611 nucleotides. Lineage: Eukaryota; Metazoa; Arthropoda; Insecta; Lepidoptera; Papilionidae. The record is from the annotation of a GenBank genome assembly.